AUGAAUUCUAGUGUAAUGACACUUCAAAUGAAUCAAAUAAAUGAAAAUUCUUGGUUAUCACCACCAAUUAAUAAUCAUCAAAAUGUAACAAUUGAAUUUGAUAUGCAAUAUGAUAGAUUAAGCAAUGAUAAUAAUAUUUUUAUGUCUUCACCUGAUAGUAGUAAAACUUCAUGCAAUUCUGAUACAAUAACAGAUGAUGUCUUUGCUGAGUUAGAAACAAUUGAUAAAGAAGGUAAUAAAUUAGUUAACAAUUAUCAAAUGCCAUAUAAUAUUCAAAAAAGUAUGACAAUAAAAGAAGAAAAUAAUGUACAGUAUUAUAAAAAUAUUCCAUAUCAAAAUUCAAAUAUAAAUAUACAAAAAAUAGAAAAUAAUAAUGGUGUUGAUUUGUAUAGAGAUUUAAUAUUAAGACAUUUAGUACAAGAUAUAAAUAGUACAUGUAUGAGGUUAUAUUUGCCAAAUAACCCAGCUAUGUGGAGUGUACAAGAUACAACAAAAUGGAUAAGUGAAAUGUGUACACAAUUUCGUUUAAAAAUUCCUCAAAAUCUUUUCCUAUCAGGUCGCAUUUUAUUAUCAAUGACUCAAGAAGAAUUUUUACAUAAAGCUCCAGAGAGUGGUGAAACAUUAUAUGCACAGUUACAAUUAUGGAAAACAGCAUUUGAUUCUUGUAAUCAAAAUGUUAAUAUUACAGCUAAUAAUUUUAUUACACCAAUUAAUACAACCACAUCAAUUAAUAAUCAAACAAAUCGCAAAGAUCCUGACCUUUCAUGGCAACAACAAUCAUCUUCUUUACCAAGUCAAAAAGGAACAUUAUAUUCUAAUGAACAAAAUAUUACAAAUAAACACUUUUAUCAAAAUAAUACUCAACAUAUCCAACAUCAACCAACUUCACAUCAGACAAAUUUUGUUAUUAAUACUUCACCGGUUCCAAUUCCUAAUAACAAUCGUCAAUAUUGUCCCUCUUCAACAGGAUCAUUAUCAUCAUCACUAGAAUUUAAUAGAAAUCAUAAUUUUGAAAUGUAUUUUAAUCAACCUAUAUCAAAAAAUAUUCAAAAUAAUAUGAUGUCACCAUCAAAUUCAGCAUCAUCUUCAAAUUCAUCUAUUUAUAAUGAAGAAGAUGAAUUUAGUAAUAUUCUUCAACCAAAUAAUCAACAAAUACAUUAUACUUCUUCACCAGUUACAGAAUAUUUUCAAGGAAAUAUUUCAAUGAAUAUGUCUGAACAAAAACAUUCUAUUUAUAAUUGUGAUAAUGUCAAACAAUCAGUUAAUUUUGUUAAUGGUAAUUGUCUUAAUAAUAAUAAUAAUGUUGAAAUUUUCAAUAAUGUUAAUGUUACAAAUGAUGUUGUAAAGAUUAAUUCUGAUCCAGUAACACCAACUACAUUUCAAAGAUCUUCAGGAACAGUUCAUUUAUGGCAUUUUAUUAGAGAACUUUUAGAUCAACCUAAUGAAUAUAGUUCAUGUGUUAGAUGGGUUGAUAGAAAUGAAGGAACAUUUAAAAUUGAAUCAUCUCAUCAUUUAGCUCGUUAUUGGGGUAUCCGAAAAAAUAGAGCUCAAAUGAAUUAUGAUAAAUUAUCACGAUCAUUACGUCAAUAUUAUAAAAAAGGAAUCAUUCAAAAACCAGAAAAGAAACAACGUCUUGUUUAUAAAUUUUUGCCUCCAUAUAAUAUGUGA
Molecule: messenger RNA, 1668 nt
Organism: Strongyloides ratti
Lineage: Eukaryota; Metazoa; Nematoda; Chromadorea; Rhabditida; Strongyloididae
Product: DNA-binding protein D-ETS-4
Exons: 2
Coding region: 1-1668 (555 amino acids)
Biological process (GO): cell differentiation; regulation of transcription by RNA polymerase II
Cellular component (GO): nucleus
Molecular function (GO): DNA-binding transcription factor activity, RNA polymerase II-specific; sequence-specific DNA binding
Source: RefSeq, a predicted model, not a curated record